CUUCCAGGCGAGCAGCAGGCCAUGGUCUGCUAGUCCUUUCAUAGCAGCUCAGCCCUAAGCUGAUCGACCCAUCCAACGGCGAUCACAAAGCAAAUGAGCCGCGUGCUUCCACCUCGAACUGCAUACUCAUACACUCGUGACUCUUGACUCUCGACUCGUGUCUGAUCCUCUUCAAUUCACACCUGCUCUGCGCGUGGCCCUGCCUUCGGCCACCCAUCCAACCAGCGAGCUCGUCCCUUCUCGCAUGUGACGAGAAUUCCUUUGGCCAUCCACACGCCAAUACACCACGCUCGACCGCUUCACAUCGAGGCUCGAUCAUUGCCACAGCAGCAAGCCAUGUCAACCAGCGCUGCAAGGCUGCUAUCGUCCACGUCUCGUGCCGAGCCAGCCCCUCUCGCAGAGUCUCAAGUAGGCUACGGUCUCGUCUCUUUUGCUUUGCCAUUUUCACUUUGUUGCUCUCGAUGCGAAGCUAGGCAUGCCAGGGGUCUCAAAUGCGAUGCCACGCGUAGACAAUUGAGAGGAGCCGAGGGUCACCUGGUGUGGAGCUACUUGAUGGACCUGCCGUGUUGUCACCAAACGUGCGAGAUUCGGGGAGAUACGAGGUACCUCACCUACACCGUCGUGUCCGGAGGCAGAGCGCUACAUGCAGUCGAUGAGGAAUCGGCAUUUCAAGAGCUUCGAGCAUUGACGGAACGCCGAGCCGCCGCAGAAGGUGCGCUAGAGGCGCAUCGACGUCGACAGCCCACACUGCAUUCUGCUUGGUCCACCAUCUCCACCGAGGAAGGAGGGGUAGCGUCGACGAGCGAAGCACCAUCCGAAAGAAGCGUCGCACCUCCCGCUUUUCGCACAGCACCUUCUUCAGAUGCGCUCUUGGCGCUCAGAACUAGACCGGGUCCGAGCUAUCACUACGCGCCUUCUGUCUCUGCUCGAUCCAGAUCACUCAGCUCUUCCGGAUCUUCUAGGACGCUGCUUGGAGGCAGAUUUAGCGCUCGACCGGAUACGUCAACUCGAGGAAUCGGAAAGUACCCAGCAGAAGCAUCGGCUACGCCCGAUGCGUCCACAAGAGCUCAAUUGAAAGCUCUGUAUGCGGACGAGAGAUCUUCUAGAGCCAGCAAAGGCGAAAAGAGUCUGGGAAGGGCGCUCUCUGGCAGGAGAGGGUUUCAGGGAACUCUCAAGGUCGGACGUGCGUUUGGAGCAAGGGAAGGUAUUGGAAUCGGAGGAACGGACGGAAGAGGGGGCGGAACAGCUUCCAAGAUGGCUCCUCCCCCCGCCCCUCCUUUAGCCUCUUCUGCUCCUCGCACACCUUCACAAAUAGCACGUUCUUCGAGCAGGUCGACAUUUGCGAUGGAUGCUCGUAGGGGAAGAGGAGCAGAAACGAGCUCGAGACUGUUGGAAGAGAUGGGACGCGUGCCUGGAAGGAGAGUAGUGGCGGAAGAGCUGAGGAGGAACGAGGCUGCUGGGAGACUUGUGGGCAGGCUGGCUGAUAAAAGCAGGAAAACACUCGAUCCCUUCCAGGCGGAGAUGGACGAGAGCGUGGCAAAAGGACGCAGCGUACGCUCUGGAACUUCUUGAGGCCCAUGCAUUCUACUUUGAUCGAUCGAUCUUGCAUGGCCGUGCCACUCCUUCGAUAUUGAAGCCGGCACCAACCGUAUAUACCUUUCAAUGCGAAUGCUAACACUCGCGGAU
Ceraceosorus guamensis is the source of this 1686-nucleotide messenger RNA. RefSeq lists its product as hypothetical. Bases 337 to 1572 code for a protein of 411 amino acids. NCBI's taxonomy places the organism in Eukaryota, Fungi, Basidiomycota, Exobasidiomycetes, Ceraceosorales, Ceraceosoraceae. The transcript has 3 exons. The record is from RefSeq and is a predicted model, not a curated record.